CCUUAGCUGCUGUAACUCCAGCACCUCGCACAGGUCAUGCUUUAAGUGUUAAUGCUCAGUAUUGCCCAGUUGGAUAUAGUAAAUGUUACUACAAUGAUAGUUGCUGUAAAACAGGCUAUUAUUGCUGUACGGAUUCCCUUGGAGGGUGUUGUCCAAAUGGAUCAUCUUGUACUCCUAAUGAAUAUACAUGCUCACACUAUUGA
Molecule: messenger RNA, 203 nt
Organism: Entrophospora sp. SA101
Lineage: Eukaryota; Fungi; Glomeromycota; Glomeromycetes; Entrophosporales; Entrophosporaceae
Source: the annotation of a GenBank genome assembly